Molecule: messenger RNA, 1503 nt
Organism: Zerene cesonia (dogface butterfly)
Lineage: Eukaryota; Metazoa; Arthropoda; Insecta; Lepidoptera; Pieridae
Product: UPF0518 protein GK23746-like
Exons: 11
Coding region: 331-1503 (390 amino acids)
Source: RefSeq, a predicted model, not a curated record
AAUAUUGUCAUAAUAUGUUCAUGAAUAGAUCCGAUAUCGUUUUUAUUUUCACUAGUGCUCUAGACGUUAUUUUGCAUUGACACGAAGAUUUUAAGUUAACGAUAUUAUAUAUUUCAUAAUAACAAAAAACAAUCUACAUGUUAAUUGUGAAAACAAGAUUUAAAAGAAACUACCUUGAGGUGCUGGUGACUACUCUGUGCUGGUGACAUAAGUGUAGACUCAGAGUAUUGCGUAUCAUGUAAUUUCUGUGGUUUGUUCUGUGGCUGUUGCUUCUAUUCUCAACUUGACGACACAUCGUAAGUCUCAAUAUGGACUAACUGUAUUUAAACAAUGAGUUGGCUACGAACCACAUCAAUGACUCUGGCCAGGCAGUUAUCGAGGUCUCUGGACCCUCGGCAUGAUUACGAACCCCAGGCCUGCUACAAUUCAUUCUGCAAGCAUUGGCAACAGGCUCUUGAUAUUAUUGUUAAAUCACAGCCACAACACCUACACGACGAUGUAUUGGGGGUGGUAAAUCAUCUAGAACAGUUGGCAACAUUGUUAGUACUGGAGGCGAGAGCGAGAGAGAUCCACCAGGCUAACUCCUCGUCAUGCCUUGAAUACUUGCUGAGUGAGAAUCUGUUGGAUAAGUUAUACGAAUGGGCCAUAUGUACUGGAAAAUAUGAAAAUGCCGUGAGAUUGGAGCAAUUGAGGUUAUUUGGACAUCUUAUCAGUCAUUAUAGUUCACAGGUGAUAGCUGCAGAACCAUUCUUACGGCCCUUGUUAAAGUUACUGAGUAGCUUUCGCAACCAACUGCCUCCGCCUAACGUCGAGUCUCAACUAGUGUCAGUGCUCAAUCAACUAUGUGUCACUCUGAUGCAAAAUAUCAAAUUCGUAGAUCUAUUCUUUUUGAUGACGCACACGCAGAAUGGAUCAAAACCCGAGUUCAUAAUAGGUCGGUUGCUACUGUCGUCCGUGCACCGCGAGGGCCCGACGGGCGCGGCGGCGCGCGACGCGUUCCUGCUGUGCGCCAAGAUGUCCGCGCGCUGUUGCCAGCUCGCCGCCUGCCUGCGGGCCGGCAACGCCUGCCCCAUACUCGCCACCGGUCUCAGCGGGCUGUACUCCCUUCUCCCUCGCACCCUCGGCGACAACAUCCACCGUCUCACUCCGGACGACGUCAACAAAGUGCACAAACUGACGCUCUUCAUUGAUUCGCUGGAAUUCUGCAACGCGGUCGCACAAGUCGCAGACCCAUCCAUUAAGACACAACUCCUCGAUUUACUUCACCAAGGUUUCCUCGUACCGGUAAUGGGCCCCGCCCUUCUGCAGACGAGGGACCGCACGUUGCAGGCGGGCGGCGGCGAGCAGGCAGCUGCCACCGCCUACCUGGAGCUGGUGCUGCGCUGCAUCAGCGCCGGGGGGCUGCUGCGGGUCGCGCUGCACUUCCUCUUCACGUACGAGUACGACGGGGUCAGGCUCGUGGACGUGCUGCUCGCGAGGCUGGAGGGCGGCUCGCAGAUUUGA